Molecule: messenger RNA, 593 nt
Organism: Didymodactylos carnosus
Lineage: Eukaryota; Metazoa; Rotifera; Eurotatoria; Philodinida; Philodinidae
Source: the annotation of a GenBank genome assembly
UUAGAUCGAUAAUAUGAUGAAAAGGUAAAAAGGAAGUGACAGCGGUGAGAUUCGAACUCACGCCCUUUCGGACCGGUGCCUUAAACCGGCGCCUUAGACCGCUCGGCCACGCUGCCUUGCUUCAUUUAGUUUCUAGAAAGAAAACUUCUCAAAAAGUUAGCCCAAAUGGAAUAAACAGGGCAACAUCACCAAUGAAUAAUAAUCUGUUUAAUGUCCCACUAGUACGUAUAGGGGAUAAUGUGGGCAUGAAAAUAUCAUCAGUUGAUAGAUCUCGUGUCGAUCCUUUGACAAUAUUAGGUGUGGUUGUCAAUGUAGAUCAUAAUGGUUUACACACUACUGGUUGUCGUGGUGGUACUAUUAACACAAAAUAUAAUCGAAAAGAUCUUGAACAUUGUGAAACCAUUUUAAAACCAACUGCAGUAGAUAGUACGUCAUUACCACAUCGUUCAAUUGUAGCUAAUGAAUCAUUAGUUAGUGGUCAAGGACUUUUUCAUUGUGACUGUCGUCGUGGUUGUGAAGCCAACAGCAUCAGUUGUCCACAUAAUUUAUCAAUUGAUUAUAUUCCAAAAGAAAUUUCAAUGCCAUAUACUUAA